Daldinia decipiens is the source of this 1798-nucleotide messenger RNA. RefSeq lists its product as uncharacterized. The transcript has a single exon. Bases 225 to 1532 code for a protein of 435 amino acids. The record is from RefSeq and is a predicted model, not a curated record. Gene Ontology annotation, molecular function: metal ion binding. NCBI's taxonomy places the organism in Eukaryota, Fungi, Ascomycota, Sordariomycetes, Xylariales, Hypoxylaceae.
AGUUCUUGCAUGACUGGCAAGCAAACGAAACGGAUAUCUGCCCAAACGACUCACCAGAGGUUUGUCCCUAGGGUUGCUACAUAGCUAUUAUAGAAUCAAAUCUAUACACAUAUACGUAACUUGGUCUGAUUAAUUUACACUAACCUAGGCUACUCCCAUCGUCCAAGUUGGACUUACACUCCGAAAUUCUAGAGCAUGAAUUAUAUCUCCAACCCUACAGAAUUAUGGCUAACACGGAUAACAACCAAUACGUCGGAGGAGGAACAGGAGCUGGCAGUCAGCAGCGGGCCAACAACUCCGACUCUAUUUCUGGUCCCAGACCAACGCAGAACCAAAUACCACUACCUCAUUACUUCAUCGUCCGCCCAGGAACGAUAAAGCACACGGCGUCGGGCACAGUAACGACACCCGGACCCAUCGUGCCUCUCGUCGCCGUAGACCAACUACCCGAAUGGCUGGACUUAUUCGGGGUACCGCGCGAGCUGAGCGUCGAGCAGACCGUCGGUCUCCGCAACCUGGGAACCGCGGUUAGAAAUCCCAAGUUCUACCAGGUGUAUAUGCGCAGUGACCUCCAAGCAUCUCCAGCUGCUCACCAGGGGGGCUAUCACACGCAGACAGAGCAAGGCCAGCGAAACCGGGUGCAGGGUACGAAUAAUAGCACGCUGGUGCCUGUCGACAUCCCCACAACAUCCACUUCUCCCUCCACCUCAUCAUCUACAUCGUUGACGUCGGCAGACCCAACUUCAGAAUCCUCUCCUACCACCAACGGCCCAAAUACCCAAGCCACCAACACCAGCAAUCCCCACACCAAACCAGUCAAAACCAGCCAACACCCAAGAUUCCCCUCAACAAGCAACAGCACACCCCCCACAAACCCAUACCCCCUUAUCCCCGCCCCCGCUCCCGCCCACUUCCUCUGGUACCCCCCCUCCACCUCCACCUCCACCUCCACCACCCGCUCCAAACCCCACCCGCACCCCCUCCACCUCCACCUCCCCAGGCCCAGCACCCACAGCCACCACACCAACGGCAGUCCCUCCAGCCCCUACUGCAAACACUGGUGCCACCGCGGCACCUGCCGCUGGGGCGCGCACUGCCGCUACGCGCACGAGAUGCCGACGACCGCCGCGGGGCUGCGCGACGUCGGGCUCGCGCACCACCCGGCGUGGUAUACCACCGCCGUGAGCAUGGCUUUCGGCCCGGGCGCGCUGGGACUGGGGUGGUGUCCGCCGCUGCCGCCGCUGCCGCCGCCGCCGUCGGGGUCGGGGUCUGCUGGUGGUGGUGUGCUGCGGUAUAGGGAGAAGGAGAGGGUGGAGAAGAGGGAGAAGAAGAGUGUGGGAGCGGGGGCGGGGGCGGGGGUAGGAAAAAGAAAGGGGAAGAAGGAGAUGGAUGGGAAGAGUAGUGGUGGUGAUGAGGUGUUGGCGGAAGCUGAGCUGCGGAAGGAAGACGCUGCGGAGGAGGAGAAUGUCGAUGUUGGUAGUAACCAGGGGCAAAAACAACCGGAUGUUGUUGAGAAGUUAGUUGAGAUCUAAGAGAGUCAAUAAAAAGCUGUUGGGAUGAUUUCUUAUUGUGGAGUCCACGCCGCAAAUACCGCGUAUGAUAAAUAAGACGAAUACACACAUGCACCGAACAGACAUCCCUGGGUUAGUCCGUAGUACUCGCAUGCGUAAUGUAAGCAGAUAAUGUAUUUGAUAUCAUAGUUGGUUAUUGCUGCUAGGCCAAUGAAACGAGACUCGCAACUCCAAUCAUGCUCCCAGACAAAAGGAACACGGCUAACGACGUUAUAAAACCGCCGCCA